Molecule: messenger RNA, 1773 nt
Organism: Saxophila tyrrhenica
Lineage: Eukaryota; Fungi; Ascomycota; Dothideomycetes; Mycosphaerellales; Extremaceae
Exons: 2
Coding region: 1-1773 (590 amino acids)
Biological process (GO): defense response to fungus
Molecular function (GO): ADP binding
Source: RefSeq, a predicted model, not a curated record
AUGGCCGGCGGCGUCGGCGAGGCUGCUCUGAUACUCGGCCUCAUCUCUAUCAUUAUUAUUGUAGACGAGACGAAGAAGAUUUACGAUGCGGCGCAUGAUAAGAGUGGCCUUCCGAAGGUCUUUCGCGAGGUCCACAGCAGAUUGCCCAUCGUAGCGUCUAUCUUGGAAGAAGCCAGGCGGCAGAACCAGAGUACCCAGCAGUUCGACACCAAGAUCCAACCUCUGCUACAGAGCUGCGAGGAUGAUUCAAAAGACCUUCGUACGAUCUUCGACAAGGUCAUCUCGACGGACAAUGUACCGUCGUACGAGCGGUACAGCAAGGCUGCGAGAGCCGUCAAGCCAGGCAGGACGAGAAAGGUGGAGAGCCUGAUGGCAGAUAUCCUGAAGAACCUGCAGUUGUUGGAGACACACCACCUGUUCAAGAAUGUGGCUACGGCGCAAGAGCUGAGAAGCGCGUUGGGGGAAAUGCUGAAGAUUGAGAAAGAGGAGCCCUCUCUGCCCGAUGAUCCCAGCACGACCAUAUACUCCACGGGUCAGGGUUCCAACUUGAACACCGGGUCGGGGACGCAGAAGAUUCAGCAGACGUUUGGGGCAGGGCCGACGUGGAACGUUGAGAAUUAUCAUGCUGCACAAGUCGUUGUGACCGGCCUCGGCGGCACAGGGAAGACUCAACUCGUCCUAGACUUCGUGGAGAACCACAAGGACGAUUAUGACACUGUGGUUUGGCUGAACGCCAGCAGCGCCAAGAAUCUUCGAUCCAACUUCGCAGUCUGCUGCAAUGAGCUCUAUCUCAAACAACCCGCCUGGUCCAAUAGCUCUUCGAGAAUCGAGGACGAACCCAGCGUUCGAGCGGCGCUGCAGUGGUCCCGGCGGCGCAGAGAAGAUCAGAAGUGGCUGGUCGUGCUCGACAACGCCGACGAUGCCUCUCAGUGUCCCUAUGAUGUUGUUCCUAAAGGCGUGGGCGGGACUCUGAUCAUCACGAGCCGUGAGAAAGCCUCUCGGCUGGUGGACAACAAGGGAGAGACUCUUGAAGUGGAUGCGAUGGAUCUCGACGAGGCUAUGUCACUGCUAUUCCGGUCUGCAGGCAUUAGUGAGCACAAGCUUCGAGGCUCCAGUCUGGCUCUACCGGAACGGAUUGUCGAGCAUUUGGAUCGACUGCCGCUGGCUAUCAGUCUGGCUGGCGCCGCGAUCUCUGACGAGCUUCUACUCGACGACGACGUCGAAGCCACUUUACAAAAGUAUUUCAAAGACCUUGAACAGCACCGUGACCCUCUCCUGAAGACAGACGAUUCUGCAGGCCUAUCUUCCUACGAUAAGACGAUCUGGACGGUCUGGAGCUCAACGUUCUCCGCCAUCGAGAAAUUAUAUCCCGAUGUACCUGCUGUGCAGCUGCUCACAUUCUUGACGUAUGCUGACAGGUCAUGCAUUCAACACGAGCUUUUCCGCCUCUCGGCUGUAGAGUAUUCGGCCCAGCUUUCUUGGGAGGAAGUUGUAAUACCUCAAUGGCUGAAAGAUAUACUGGCGCCAGAACAGACGAAGGACAGAGUGUGGGACGAUCAUCACUACCGCGAGACCCUCAAGCCGCUGCUACGUUACGGUCUGGUGCGAUCCGUCAACGGCCCCGCCGGUAUGAAAGGAAUCACCAUGCAUGGCUUAGUGCGAUGGAGAGCGCAGCAACAACCAGACUUUGUGAAUUACUGGGCCGCCUACGUUGGCUGGAUGUAUCUCAUCUUACGACAUGAUACCUUGUUCACAGAAGACAGGCCUUUCUAA